Molecule: messenger RNA, 420 nt
Organism: Ctenocephalides felis (cat flea)
Lineage: Eukaryota; Metazoa; Arthropoda; Insecta; Siphonaptera; Pulicidae
Product: zinc finger protein 665-like
Exons: 3
Coding region: 1-420 (139 amino acids)
Biological process (GO): regulation of transcription by RNA polymerase II
Molecular function (GO): RNA polymerase II cis-regulatory region sequence-specific DNA binding; DNA-binding transcription factor activity
Source: RefSeq, a predicted model, not a curated record
AUGUCGGAGGAGACAAUUACGUCUAUGAAUGAUCAGGCAGUUAAAAUUGGACUACCAGAAUAUUCACCAGAAGACAUUAAACUCGAAAUGGAGGAUGAUUUUGAUGAUCCCGAUGUUAGUGUUAAAUCUGAAUCGUGUGCUGAAGAUGAGGUGAGCGACCCCAUCGAUGCAGUAUAUGCAAUAAGACAUUCACACUAUCAGCUGAUACACAGUGGAGUACGACCCCAUGAAUGCAAUAUAUGCAAAAAGACAUUUACACAAUCAGGUCAUCUAAAAAGUCACAUGCUGAUGCACAGUGAAGUAAGUCCCCAUGAAUGCAACAUAUGCAAUAAGACAUUCACAGAAAGAGGUAGUCUGAAACGCCACUUGAUCGUUCACACUGGAGUACACCCAAAAAGACAUUCACAGAAAGAUACAUAA